AUGGAAUCCCAAAUACCACCUCUCGAUUCUGGUUCUUCGGUAGUGAGCGUUCAAGAGCUCAUCAAAGAAACUAUAAACACAGUUCCAGAGAGGUAUGUUCGUCACGACCAAGAACCACUAAUCCUCUCUGAUAAUGGAAGCACUCAAACGUCAGUCGUUCCGGUCAUUGACUUGGGCAAAUUGUCCUCGGACGAAAUCGUGGGUGAUCAGGAAUUGCAGAAAUUGCAUGAGGCUUGCAAAGACUUGGGCCUCUUUCAGCUGAUCAACCACGGAAUAGGUCCUUCUCUGUUGGAGGAUUUAAGGCAUGAAAUUGAAGAAUUUUUCAAGCUUCCCUUGCCGGAGAAAACGAAAUUCAAGGUAAGGUUAGGAGAGGUCGAAGGUUAUGGGAAUGUCGCGCGAUCAGAUGGAAAGCUUGACUGGGGUGACAGGUUCUUCAUGAUAGUCAACCCGCUUGCUAAAAGGAAACUUCAUCUUUUUCCCGAGCUCCCUUUGUCACUCAGAAUUGCCUUAGACUCUUACAUUAAGGAGACGCAAAAGCUGGCUAUGCAGCUACUUAGCUUGAUUUCAAAAUGUUUGGACAUCGAGAUAAAUGAGUUGAAAGAGCUAUUUGAUGAUGGCUUUCAAACUAUGAGGAUGACGUACUAUCCUCCGUGCCCACGGCCAGAGCUUGUUGUCGGGCUGACACCGCACUCAGAUGCUAACGGCAUCACCAUCCUAAACCAAAUCAAUGAUGUCGAUGGCUUCCAAAUUAAGAAGGAUGGAGUUUGGAUACCUAUUCACAUUCUACCACAUGCAUUUGUAGUGAAUGUGGGAGAUAUCAUGGAGAUUCUUAGCAAUGGUGUUUACGAUAGCAUUGAGCACAGAGCCACAGUCGAUACGACAAGCGAAAGGAUCUCAAUUGCUAUGUUCUUCAACCCUAAGUUAGACUUGGAGAUUGGCCCAAUCCAAUCUCUAAAGACGAAGGAGAGUCCAGCACUGUUUAGAAGGAUAAAGAUGGAGAAAUAUGUCAAAGAUUUCUUUUCCCAAAACCUUAAUGGAAAGUCAUAUUUAGAGAAGAUGAAGCUCCAACCAGAGAAGGCUUUUGCAUCUGAAGAGGAGUGA
Eucalyptus grandis is the source of this 1101-nucleotide messenger RNA. Its product is annotated as codeine O-demethylase. The record is from RefSeq and is a predicted model, not a curated record. The transcript has 4 exons. Lineage: Eukaryota; Viridiplantae; Streptophyta; Magnoliopsida; Myrtales; Myrtaceae. The coding region runs from base 1 to 1101 and encodes 366 amino acids.